Messenger RNA from Drosophila serrata, 2670 nucleotides. RefSeq lists its product as uncharacterized. The record is from RefSeq and is a predicted model, not a curated record. NCBI's taxonomy places the organism in Eukaryota, Metazoa, Arthropoda, Insecta, Diptera, Drosophilidae.
AAUCUGUGUUAAUUAAAAUAUCUGAAAAUAUUGAUAUAUCCACAAUUAAUGGAAUGUAUCUCUAUCUUUAGAGCUAUGAUCUUGACCGCUGCUGUGGGCGGCGUGUGCGCGACGAGCAACUGUGUGUCGGCAUUAUGAUUGUACGCUUAUUAUUAUGGCCGCAUACGAAGUAAUUUCCAAGUUACUUUUCAGUUGAGCGCUGGAACAGCUGGAAGAACGUAGCGACCAGAUCGCCAGCAGUAUCUACUGUCUGAUUCCGAUUCGCGUUCUCAUUCGCGUUCUCGAUUUAAGUCGUUAAUUGUUGCGCUAAGUGCUCUGCUUUGUGAACUGACCUCUCGAGCACUUGUUGUUGACAUCUCCACGUAGCGCGGUUGUGAAAUUCUGUGAAGUUCUUCUGCUCAAAUCUUCUAAUUGAAGUUUUUAGAUUGUCAGUCUGCGUUUUGCAUCUGCAUCUUAGUGUUUAGUGAUCUUUGGAGAUUGUAAGCUUAACUUACAGACUUGUAUGUACAUUUAUAAAUUUGCCGCCGCUCUCUGGCGUAUCUAAUUCCAAUGGUCACGAUUAGCAGUAGUAAAUGGGAGUGUAAAUGAAAGAGAGCGAGCUUUGCAUCGAACAGCUGUUUGGGGAGCAAGAGCUUUGGGGUUUAUUGCUCUUUGCGUGAGCACUGCACUUUCCAGAGAGAGACAGAGAGGAGGGAGAGCGAGUGAUAGCGAGAGUGGGGCAAGUUUCGUUAUCAGCGCAAAGUACGAUUCGUAGAUAAGAAAAAGUCGGCGGCGGGUGUUAAGUCACUUACAAAAUUUAUCGCUUCUUGGCUGUGUUCGCAAUCGGAUGGAAACCCCAGAGAAACCAGUGCAACGCGGAGUGAAAUAUAACUAGAAACAGGCGCAACCCACACUCGCCAUGAACAAGCUAAGGGCCCUGUUGCCCGGCCAACAUUCUUCCACGAACGGGGCUUCCAGGCACUCUGUGGCCCUGGAACCGGAGAUCGGUUUCCAGAUCACCAUUGACAAUCCCAAGAAUAGUGACCAGUUCAAGAAUUCCUCAGCCGUUCCAGAACUGAAUGUACAUUUGAUUGCCGCCCGACAUCUGCCAUCGCUGUUCGGCUUCAAGAUCGUCCAGGGGUAUUUGAUAAAGGUAAAGCUAUUUCCCGGAACGAAACGCAUGGACAGCAGUAUUCAGACCAACACGUGGCCAAAGUUCAAUGAAAAUUUCAAGUUUCCCCUGGUGCCCGAUAUCAAAUCCUCCAUGAAGCAUGUCGGACGGCGCUCUACACCGGCAAAUGGUCAGGUGAACAGCUCUGAUCCGGAGCCGGGAGACCUCUUCUCCGGACAGUUUGUGGUCUUUACGGUCUACGCCUUGCUGGAACUUCCGGCCGCAAACUUCAAUCGUUUUAAUAAGACCUACCGCUCGCUGAAAGACAAGAGUACCAGCUUUGUUCAGCGUUUUAUGGAUCCUACUUCCGGAACUGCGGAUGCAUCUAAAGCCGAGAAUGGAGGAGGCAAGUCCAAUACUGACCAGGUCAAAGGGAAGAAGUCUGAAAAUGCCAGAGAUGCCAUGCCACCUCUUACCAUCAGUGAAUCACGCAGGAAUAUUGGUUCCGUCACCUGCUACCUGGAACCCAAGCUAUUCGAGCGCAAUAGCCGAACGGGGUGUUAUUCGACGGAGGAGCUGUGGCUGCCCAUUAAAGAUAUCACCACAACGGUGGCCAAGUCAUCGCCGAGCAAUAACAAUCUGACAAACUCUGCCAAGGGUGUGGUGGAGCUGGCCCUUGAGGUGCGUGAUCUCCUGGAAUGUGACUCAACCGCCGUGGAUCCCUCAACGCCUCCUCCAACACCCACAAGUCCAACCACUCAGCCGACUCCAACUCCCAGCUCAAAUACUCCAUCGGUGAAUAAUUGGCAACGGAUGACCGCCGAAGUGAAGCGAAAGAUGGGCAUGAGUAAUGUGAGCAACUCUGAUGCCGGCAGAUACUUGCUCCGACUGACCACCACGCGGAUGCGAUGCUCCAACAAGGUCAAGGACGAACUGGAGGCCACGGCCAGUUCGGGGGUGUAUGUGAAGACCACUGCCUUUGAGCAUGGCAUCUACAUCGAUGCUUGGAAGUCACCUGUCUUCUUUCCCUCGCUCUCCACCAAAUGGGACGAUGGCUCCGGCGAGGGUACCAUAGACAUUCCACUCCAGAGACUUGACCAGCUGGAGGACAUUGUUGUUCGCAUCACGUUGGCCACCAAGAAGAUGGGCAAGAAGCUGGUCCUGGGCACCGUCAUAGUGGGAGGAGAUCAGGCCGGCGACACGGGCUCCGAGCAGAUGCGACUCAUCCGGGAAUCCCCGCCAGGACAACGGGUAGCAGCCUGGCACUGCUACCACUAGGACCUGCUGCUCCUCCACCAUGGCAAUGUAAAUAGCAUCAUCACCUUUAGCCCCUGCGCAUGCUGUAUGUACGAGUAUUUACUUUUCGAUCGUUAAAAAAUAUUAAAUUUAAUUGCGAAUUGUAAAAUGCUUCUUUGGGAAAGUUUGGCUCAUUUCAACGUCGACGACGUGUAACACACAGUUUAUUGCCAGCGUAAUGGCAGUGAUCAGACAGAGAAAAAUCCUAUAAUACAGUUGGGUUUGAUAUUACCCGCUAAAGUAUUAGUAUAAGACUUAAAAAUCAAACUCUAAAGAAAAAUAUA